Molecule: messenger RNA, 1008 nt
Organism: Fomitiporia mediterranea MF3/22
Lineage: Eukaryota; Fungi; Basidiomycota; Agaricomycetes; Hymenochaetales; Hymenochaetaceae
Product: rRNA biogenesis protein RRP36
Exons: 5
Coding region: 1-1008 (335 amino acids)
Biological process (GO): maturation of SSU-rRNA from tricistronic rRNA transcript (SSU-rRNA, 5.8S rRNA, LSU-rRNA)
Cellular component (GO): nucleolus; 90S preribosome
Source: RefSeq, a predicted model, not a curated record
AUGAACGAAUAUGGUAGCGAAGAAGGCUCAGGUCCCAGCGAGGAAGAAAGCGGGACGGACAUCGAUAUUGACGGACCGCGAGUGGCUCAAUGGGGUGGAGAUGAAGACGAUGGAAAUGUUUCUAACCUCGAACUUGAAUAUGACAAGGGAGAGGGUCCCUCGAAGCCCACGCAGGUUCCAGACAAUGACAUUUCUUCGCUACCAUAUGGUAGUCUCUUGAAGGCGCGACGAGUACUCGACCAAGCUCGUGUUGAGAGCGACUUAGAUAACUCGGACGGAGCAGAAAGCGACGACGACUCUUAUGUAUCAGAGGGGAAUAUUAAAGAAGAGCAAAGUCGUACUGUUUUGAAGCAGAAACCAGCGAAACCUGAGAAGCGAGCUCAUAAACAUGCUCCCGUCGAGAUGACAUCCAAGCGAGCAGUCACUCGAAGAAGACAAGUAGUCGAAGUAAAGAAAGUGAACUACCGCGACCCAAGGUUCUCGUCUGUAACCAACGAUGACGUGCAAGAAUCAUUUCGAAAAAAUUAUUCGUUCCUGGAAGACAUACACAAAAAUGAGUACGACGCACUAAAAGAAAAUGUCAAACGGGCACGUAAAUUGCUUCGAUCUUCACCCAGAGAUCAACGAGAAGCGCGUGAAGAGGAAUUGGAUAGGCUUGAGCGGGCAUUUAAAAGGGCUGAAAGCGCGAUCAAUCGAGAUAGACGUGAGGCCGUGGAACGACAGGCCCUCGAGAAAGCACACAAGGAAGAGAAGGAACGGAGAAAAUCUGGGAAGGGCGAGUGGCACAUGAAGAAGUCUGCGAAGAAGGAGUUACUACUUAAAGCUCGUCACGAUGCAUUGGCGGAAAGCGGUGGUCGGCUUGCAGUACGGAAAGCUAUUGAGAAACGACAGAAGAAAAUCAGUCAGAAGGAAAAGAGGCAACGGCCGUCCUUUGCUGGUCGACCUCCACAGAGAGGGAAUGCUGAAAAUCAAAGGUCCAGUAAAAGGCGGAAAGUCUCGGUGUCAUAG